AUGUCAAGUAGAAAGCUACAAAAGGAGGUUGAAACAGUCUUCAAAAAGAUCCAUGAAGGACUAGAUCUCUUCAACUAUUACUUCCAGCGACAUGAGUCAUCCAAUAACGACUCCCAACGAGAAAAGCUAGAAGCGGACUUGAAGAAGGAAAUAAAGAAGCUUCAAAAGUUUCGAGAUCAAAUCAAGACAUGGCAAGGUAACGACUCUCUAGAAGCAACGAUUGCUCCUCAAAAGCUACAAGAUCAUCGUCGUCUUGUAGAAGAAGCAAUGGAGUGCUAUAAGGAAGUCGAGAAGAACUCCAAAAUGAAAUCCUAUUCCAACCAGUCCAUCAUGCUUGCCGCCCUAGACAAUGCAGAACAGGAGCUAACUCCAGAGGGAAGGGAGGCGGCAAAGUUCCUCAGAGAAGUUGAGGAGGAGCUUAAUGAUCAGAAUGAGAAGCUAGAUGAGGAAUAUGAGAAGCUCUCACAAAAAAAGGUCAGGAAGAACAAUCUGCUGGCCAUCGAAGAAAGAAAGCUGGAACUUGAAGGCUUCAAGUCAAAGAACGAAUUUCAUCUUGAAAAGAUCGAAGGUCUUCUAGGGUUCCUCACUUCCGGAAAGAUAGCGGCCGAACUGAUCUUAGCUAUUCAAGAUGACUUGAACUUUUAUGUGGAAUCGAACCAGGAGCCAGAUUUCAUGGAUGAUGAGACAGUUUACGAUGAACUCUAUAAGGAAGCCAGAGAGAACCACGAGAACAACAUUAAUGUCAACGGUACAGUUGAAGAGUCGUUCGACUUGAGCCUAUCGAACGGCCAUGACAGCAACGAGAGUGAAACGAUAGGGAACGCAGACCUGUCAAUACUAAGCAGUGUAAAGCGAAAAUCAACUUCGUCGGCAUCUCCCGCUCCUGAAAGCACACCAUUGACAUCUCAACAAUCGCUGGAUACUUCGAAAGCAGAAAAAUCCCUGUCAACACCCAAAUCCAAGCAUAUUUCCCAAGCGGGCAAGAACGAGAAUAAUGAAUCUUCCAGUCCAGCGUUUAUCACUACCCUCAAACCCGCUUCGACCCCUUCUAAACCGGUUGGUGCUUUGAAAUGGUCAUUAGCUGCAGCUGGCGCUUCUAAAUCGUCCGAGAGCCCUAGUUCUUCAAAGCAAGCCAGCCCCGAGAAGACCGAAGUUGAAGCUGUUUCUGGAAAUCUGAAACCUAAAGUUGAAGCAACUCAAAGCAAGCCAACGAGUGCUCCCGGUCAUGAUGAGAGUAACGCAUCUGCUGAGUUGUUAUCGCUCCUAACAAAGAACGAUGAGUAUAGUGCUUACCUUGAAGUAUUGAAGAACGCAGGCUUACUGCCUGUUGAAUUGGACACUUUUGGAGAUGUGAAUCUAUUACGAGCACCAAGCGGUAUUCAAGACUUGGUGGCCAGCUUCGCUGCUAGCAAUCACGCUGACAAUUCUUCCAAACUUUUGAAGAAACAAACUCAGUAUGAGCCAUUAACUUCGAGCCCGUUUGACAAGCCUUACCAGUUUGCAGGUCUAUAUCCAUCCGCAGAGGUGCAGAGUAUCAAGGCACCUUUAUUCUUGAGCAAGCUUCAAAAUCAAUGGGGCCGUAUAAGAGCACUCAAUUACUUUGAGAAAUACGCCCUGGAGAUUGAAUCUCUUGAGAUCCAAAGGACGCCGGAAAGCACGCCAAUCGUCAACGAAAUGACCAUGGUCCUCUUCUAUGGUUAUUAUUAUGGAUACUUACCAUUGGAAAACGUUGUGGCUGAAUCUCUCUUGCACAGACUUGGUUGGAGGCCGUAUGGCAUGGCCCCAGGGGACAUUUCGCCAUCCACGCACACGAAACAGCUUCAAUACUGGUUCAAGCUCAUAAACAAUGAGUCAUUUGCUGGAAAAGAAGCCGGUAUUCCAGAAGCUGGUGACUUCCGUGUCUUUGACGUGAGUCUGUGGGAAGUAUAUGUCAAGUAUGGGUUCAGGUAUGAUCCUCGCUUGAGCCGGCCUCGCCCUGCUAGCAGCUUGCUUUAG
This is a messenger RNA of Candidozyma haemuli, 1995 nucleotides long. RefSeq names its product CCR4-NOT core subunit (gene NOT3). The record is from RefSeq and is a predicted model, not a curated record. Gene Ontology annotation, biological process: regulation of DNA-templated transcription. Lineage: Eukaryota; Fungi; Ascomycota; Pichiomycetes; Serinales; Metschnikowiaceae. Gene Ontology annotation, cellular component: nucleus. The transcript is spliced from 2 exons. Bases 1 to 1995 code for a protein of 664 amino acids.